This is a messenger RNA of Glarea lozoyensis ATCC 20868, 2082 nucleotides long. Its product is annotated as WD40 repeat-like protein. The coding region runs from base 1 to 2082 and encodes 693 amino acids. The record is from RefSeq and is a predicted model, not a curated record. NCBI's taxonomy places the organism in Eukaryota, Fungi, Ascomycota, Leotiomycetes, Helotiales, Helotiaceae. Gene Ontology annotation, molecular function: dynein light chain binding; dynein heavy chain binding. Gene Ontology annotation, cellular component: cytoplasmic dynein complex. The transcript is spliced from 2 exons. Gene Ontology annotation, biological process: transport along microtubule.
AUGAUGCAACAACGAAGAGAUGAGAUAUUAGCGAAGAAAGCUAAGCUUGCGGAGCUCAAGAGGCAGAGGGAGUUGCGGACAUCAAGUGCGACACAUAAUAGAGCGAGCAUUGGGAACGCUAGUGAGAUUCUGUCGCCGCCGCCGCCGAAGCAGGAUAUCGAUGAAUAUGUCAACAAAGUACUGAGCGAUCAUAGACGGCCAGGGUCAAUCGGUCCCCGUGGAUCAGGCUCGCCAGUUGGAAAGGGAAGCCGACCACACAGCGUCCUCAGUGCUGGCCAGCUUAGCAACGAGAAUUCCGAAUCUGGAGAUACAUCAAGUAAUCUCCCACAAACUACUUCUAUAUCAACACAAACCUUGUCUACAGUCCCUUUAUCCACAGUUUACGAAUUUGCGCCGUCGCCCGUCAAGGAGGUCUUCUCGUACAGCAAAGGCGUGCAAACGAACGACGAAUGGUUGCCGACAGCCAAACCUAAAACAUAUGAUGAUUCCGAUGACUCGGAUUCUGGUACGCCGGUCACGUCGACACCUAAUAAGCGAUUGAGCAGGAGAGAGCGGACGAGAGAGGAGGAACUUCGUGAAAAUAUCAGGAAGGAAAUUGAGGAGGAACUACGGCUUUCGCGAGAUGUCAAUAUUGACGGUCCUCUAAAAUCACCUUCACAAAAACAAGCCAACUUUCCAGCGCGGGCUCUAACCAACGAGGAGCUCAAUGCUGUUACAUCCUCAGAUGACUUUAUGGACUUUGUCGAACGCUCUAGCAAAGUUAUUGAAAGGGCUCUAGACCAGGAAUACGACAUCUUAGCCGACUACGCACUCAGCGGAGGAGCCAUUGGGGAAGACGACGACGAAUAUACGGGCGGUAAAGGUCGCCGGAAAGUAAAGGAGGUGGCACAAUUUUAUGAUGAGAGAUGGUCGAAAAAGCGGAUGAUCAGCGCAAUCGACUUCUCCCCAAAAUUCCCGGAGCUUGUUUUAGCCGCGUAUACCAAAAAUCCAUCUGCUCCUCAUGAUCCUGACGGGCUUGUGCAAGUAUGGAACACCCACUUACACGACAGGCCAGAGUUUGUUUUCCACGCGCAAUCCGAUGUGUUAGCAGCAAAGUUCUCUCCGUUUCAUCCUAACCUCAUCAUAGGAGGAGCCUACAGUGGGCAAGUCCUUCUAUGGGACACAAGGGCGAAAUCUGCGCCUGUCCAGAAGACACCCCUGACAGGCUCGGGCCAUACACAUCCAGUAUACUCGGUGGAUAUAGUUGGAACACAGAAUGCAAACAACAUCAUCUCGUGUUCCACCGAUGGUGUUGUGUGUGGCUGGACGGUUGAUAUGCUUGCGCAACCUCAAGAAUUAUUAGCUCUUACUACCCCGCCACCAGCCAAAAUUGAAGAUAUAAGUCCAACAUGCAUGGCCUUUCCACAAACGGAUCCUACCUAUUUCCUUGUCGGCUCGGAAGAAGGCACUAUAUAUCCAUGCCAUCGUUACGAUCGAGCGGGCGCUAAGGCUGGUGUUGACCAGAGAGUCAGCUACCGAGGUCAUGCGGCACCUGUUAUGUCUAUGGACUUUCACCCCGCUCGUGGACCAGUUGAUCUGGGAGACCUGGUCCUCACCAGCUCACUUGACUGGAGCGUCAAAUUGUGGAAAGUGCGCGCUCCGGCUGCGACAUCGACCACAGGCACUACCGGUGAAGGGCACUCGGUUGCGCCAAUUCUGGAUUUCAUGCGAGAAGAUGUCGUGUACGAUGCAGCUUGGUCGCCUAUUAAACCUGGAGUUUUUGCUCUUGUAGAUGGAGCAGGUAGUCUUGAGGUUUGGGACAUUACAGUAGAUACCGAAGUACCUCUGACCAAGGUCCAGCCCAGUGGAAGAAAGGGAGGUCGAAGUAUGCUCUCCAAAAGUCUAAAUCGCGUAGCCUGGGACCAAACGGAAGGCAAGAGGAUUGCUACAGGCGGUAUAGAUGGCGCUGUAACAGUAUUCGAAGUAGGACCUGAUCUCGGCGGCAAAGAAAGCGCUCGCAACGAGGAGUGGACAAAUGUAAAGAAGCUAUUGGCCAGGUUGGAGUCUCAAGGACCCGUUGCAAAUGGAGUCAACGGACUGUAA